ACUGGCAGGCAGUAGAGUGUUGGGGGGUGUAGCAGAGCUCUCCAGCACUCUCUCUCACACACACACACACACACACACUCUCUCUCUCACACACACACAGCUGGGCAGGAUGAUGAGGAGAGCAGCGCAGAGAGGAGAAGAGAAGUUUGCAGGCUGUGUGUAGCAGGCAAGGCGGGCGGGCGGAGGAUGGUGAUUGCACAGUGUGUGUUGUAGUGCAGUGGGGGGGAGGAUGGCAGAGGGCAGGCUGGUGCAGGGGCAGCUCCACUAUUCCGGGCACAGACAGGCAGCAGCGGCAGCAGCAGGAAGCAGCAGAUAGAAGGAGGAAUGCAGCAGCCACAUCUGACUGAGCCCAGACUGUCUGCUCACACUCACCGCUAACAUGUCUGGGACCCCGAUCUGCAACAGCACAAGGGCCCACCGGAGGACCUCCUUGCCAUGUAUUCCAAGGGAGCAGUUAAUGGGCCAUCCCGAAUGGGAACACAAGCGAGGCUCCAGGGGGUCUCAGUCUUCAGGUACCACCAUCACUGUAGAUAUCGCUGUUAUGGGCGAAGCUCAUGGUCUCAUCACGGACCUCUUAGCUGAACCUUCAUUACCGCCACACGUGUGCACUUCCCUGAGGGCAGUCAGCAACCUCCUGAGCACCCAGCUCAACUUCCAGCCCAUUCACAAGGCCAGGGUGAACCCCCUUGUCACCUUCAGUGAGAACUCUACAUGUUCCGACUCAGAGGAGGGCUCUGAGAAGGGGGAGAAGAUGACUAUACCAAAGAGGUUACGGAGAAGUCUUCCAACGGGAUUAUUACGCAGAGUGUCUUCAACCUGGACCACAACCACCUCCGCCACCGGAUUACCGACCCUGGAACCCGCGCCAGUGAGGCGAGACCGCAGUGGUAGUAUUAAGCCCACUGACACAACAUCCUUAAGCAGCGGCAGUUCUGACUCAUGGAACAAUAACCUUCUGGGAAACAUCAGUAAGAGCCGCUCCUUCUCCACCCCAUUCGUCCUGUCUAAUGUCAAUCACCUGAAUUCCAAAAGAAGGCAAGGUAUCCCACCCUCAAUCUCUCCGCUCACUUCUCCGUGUCACUCACCCAUUCAUGGCACGCCAGCACCCAGCCCCACGUUAAAGACAUUACCAGUGCAGUUCACAGAUUCCGAGGGCAGCCGGCUGGGUCUGAACCCACACAAAGCCUUAACGUGUUCCAGGAGUGCGCCGGAGAUUCCAGAGCCCGUCCCUGAAGUCACCACCACUGUAUGUAGCAGUUGUGGGCGGCCGUACAGCCAGGUGAAUCCAGCCGAGAGGACAGGAGACACAAAUGACAUAACACACUCUCAGAGCCGAGCAGAUGACCCAGCUCACACCACGUCAGACUACGACAGCACACAUGAAACCAACAACAGUGACAGCAGCGACAUUGUACAGAAUGAUGACGAGGCAGAGGGAGAUGGGACGCAGUCCAGGAAAAGUUCUGUUUGCCGAACGUUUCGAUCGGACAACAUCGACCUCCACACACUAAUAACAGCAGCCGAGGACAAGCCCAUCCUAGCCCCGGAGCCGCUCAUCAUGGACAAUGUAGAUGACCUUUUGGGGGAGGUCAACAACUGGAACUUCCCCAUAUUUGACCUGGUGGAGAUGACGGGUCAAAAGUGUGGGCGGAUCCUCAGCCAGAUGUCAUAUCGACUCUUUGAGGAUAUGAAUCUUCUGGACACCUUUAAGAUCCCCCUGAAGGAAUUCAUGAACUAUUUUCAUGCCUUGGAGAACGGCUACCGAGACAUCCCAUAUCACAACAGAAUUCACGCCACUGAUGUGUUGCAUGCAGUCUGGUACCUCAGUACACAGGCCAUUCCAGGUCUGCAGAAUGCUGUCAGUGAUCAUGGCUCAGCCAGCGAUUCAGAUUCCGACAGCGGCAUUACACAUGGGCACAUGGGUUACACUUUCUCCAAGAUGUACAAUCCCUCAGAAGACACGUACGGCUGUUUAUCAGGGAAUAUUCCGUCCUUAGAACUGAUGGCUCUUUAUGUAGCGGCAGCCAUGCAUGACUACGACCACCCAGGGAGAACCAACGCCUUCCUUGUGGCCACCAGUGCACCGCAGGCAGUGCUCUAUAAUGACCGGUCGGUUCUGGAGAAUCACCACGCAGCUGCGGCAUGGAAUCUCUUCCUGUCACGGCCAGAAUAUAAUUUUUUAAUCAAUUUAGAUCACAUGGAAUUCAAGCGGUUUCGGUUCCUGGUGAUCGAGGCAAUUCUGGCCACUGACCUGAAAAAGCACUUUGAUUUCUUGGCAGAGUUCAAUGCUAAGGUGAAUGAGGAGGUGGGGCCGGGGAUCGACUGGUCCAAUGAGAACGACCGAUUGCUGGUCUGUCAGAUGUGCAUUAAGCUGGCCGACAUCAACGGACCCCUCAAAUGUAAAGAUUUACAUCUGAAGUGGACAGAGGGCAUUGUCAAUGAAUUCUAUGAGCAGGGGGAUGAAGAGGCAAGCCUUGGCCUCCCCAUUAGCCCGUUCAUGGAUCGCUCCGCCCCCCAGUUAGCCAAACUUCAAGAAUCGUUCAUAACUCACAUUGUGGGGCCUUUGUGUAAUUCGUAUGAUUCGUCAGGUCUAAUACCAGGCAAAUGGAUUGAGGACAGUGAUGAGUCUGAGGAUACGGAUGAUCCGGAUGAAGAUACUGAUACUACAGAGGAGGAAACGUCUGAUGCCUCAGAAACGAUAACAAGUAUGUCCUCUCAGAUCUUCUGUUGUUUCAGAGAUGCCUUUUGGGGGAUAAGUUCAGGGAAGGAAAAGAAAAAGUGUAAAAGAAAAAUCUACUGUCAGAUUACACAUCACUUGAUGGAGAACCACAAAAUGUGGAAGAAAGUGAUCGAGGAGGAGCAGAAAAUGGAGGCUGGUGAGAAGGAGCUGUCCGAGCCAAUCCAGGCCAUCCGGGAGGAGGAGGAAGCCAAUGCCAAACAGGAGAAUUCAGACGGCGAUAGCGAUGAGUGAGCGCCGUAGCGCCAGACGCUAACCGACGCUGCUCUCCAGCCAGCACAAGCUUAGACACGACACUGUAGAGAUGACGACCAUGUGCCUCCACCCGUUUCUUGUGUUUUUCUAUAUACACGAGGAGAUCCUUUUCCGAUCUCGUUAUACUCAAGGAUGCUACGGCACCGCUGCACAACCGUCUCCAGAGACUAGACACAUGGGACUGCCAGGAGACGGCGGGACAGCCGCACAUUUCAGAAAUCUAUAUUUAAUACCUAUAUACCUAUGUAUGUUUCUUUUUAUUAAACACACACCUGCAGGAGAAGUGUGGGGACGUAUAUAUAUAUAUGUAGCUGUACAUAUAUAUAUAUCUACAGUCACUGUGAACAAAAUGAUGUCUAGACUGAAAUAGUGCUUAUCAAGCACAUAUAUUUUUAAAGGGAACUGUCACUUGUUUUAAUAUUUUUUUUAAUCCUUCCUUUCAAAACCUCCCGUCCAAUGGUGGCCCCCUUCUUGUAUUAACCCUGCUGGCCAUUCCUCAGUUAACACAAGAUGGAGACCCUGACUCCCCCGCAGGCCACACCAUCCAUUCUGGGUGUCCUUCUGAGUGGCGGAAAACGUACCCACCGCACAACCCGCUCUGCACUUUUAUUUCAUCGGCAUUUCUAUGAUGACUUUUUCACCAUCCAAAAGAAAACGUAAACCUUUUUCAGCUAUAAAAGCAAAUCUUGAAAAAUUGUCUUAUAGAUUGUAAAUAUUUUUAAUUAUUGUGCCAAAACAGUUGUGAAAAAAUAACAAAUCUGCUUCCUGAAUUUGUUUUAAAAACAUUUUUUUUUUUUUUUUAAACGUGAAAAUUCGAUAACAUUUUUUUACAGGAUUUGUUCUGCCACUCUGAAGAAUACCCAAUCCCUCACCCUGCUUCAUGAUAUAAAGACAGAAUUGCACCCAUGGGCAAGAGGACCUGUUCUGUAUCUCGGCCAACUCAGGGUAGACCAUUGUAAGAGUUCUGAAAAUACACAUUAUUUUACUCUAA
Molecule: messenger RNA, 3983 nt
Organism: Rana temporaria (common frog)
Lineage: Eukaryota; Metazoa; Chordata; Amphibia; Anura; Ranidae
Gene: PDE3A
Product: phosphodiesterase 3A
Exons: 16
Coding region: 380-2971 (863 amino acids)
Biological process (GO): positive regulation of oocyte development; oocyte maturation
Cellular component (GO): cytosol
Molecular function (GO): 3',5'-cyclic-AMP phosphodiesterase activity
Source: RefSeq, a predicted model, not a curated record